Aspergillus chevalieri is the source of this 1527-nucleotide messenger RNA. RefSeq names its product NADP-dependent isocitrate dehydrogenase (gene IDP1). NCBI's taxonomy places the organism in Eukaryota, Fungi, Ascomycota, Eurotiomycetes, Eurotiales, Aspergillaceae. The transcript is spliced from 6 exons. The record is from RefSeq and is a predicted model, not a curated record. The coding region runs from base 1 to 1527 and encodes 508 amino acids. Gene Ontology annotation, cellular component: mitochondrion. Gene Ontology annotation, biological process: isocitrate metabolic process. Gene Ontology annotation, molecular function: NAD binding; magnesium ion binding; isocitrate dehydrogenase (NADP+) activity.
AUGGCUGCUGCUCUUCGGGCCAGUUCCGCCUUUGCGCGACGCUCUCUCGCCGCCUCAUCGACCCCUCUCCCCGCCGCCCCUCUCGGCUCUUUUAUUGUUUCCUCUUCUUCCUCUUCCUCUUCUUCUUACCACUCUUCCUCUUCUAACACUACUUCCUCUCCUUCCUCUAUCCGUGCCUACAGUUCUCGUGCUUCUGUGCUUUCUCGUUCCCUUGGAAGUUCCCCUCUGUCUACUACCUCCCGCUGGUCUGGAGUGCUCCCUACAAACCUCAACCAAGUCCGCACCAUGGCUUUCGACGGAAAGAAGAUCAAGGUCCAAAACCCAGUUGUUGAACUGGACGGUGAUGAGAUGACCCGUAUCAUCUGGAAGGAGAUCAGAGAGAAGUUGAUCCUGCCUUACCUCGACAUUGACCUCAAGUACUACGACUUGGGUCUCGAAUACCGUGACGAGACCAACGACCAGGUCACUAUCGACUCGGCUGAGGCCAUCAAGAAGUAUGGCGUUGGUGUCAAGUGUGCCACCAUCACUCCCGAUGAGGCCCGUGUCGAGGAGUUCAAGCUGAAGAAGAUGUGGCUUUCGCCCAACGGAACCAUCCGUAACAUUCUCGGCGGUACCGUCUUCCGUGAGCCCAUCAUCAUCCCCACCAUCCCCCGCCUCGUCCCUGGCUGGACCAAGCCCAUCAUCAUCGGCCGUCACGCCUUCGGUGACCAGUACCGUGCCACCGACCGGGUCAUCCCUGGCCCCGGUAAGCUCGAGCUGGUUUACACCCCCGAGGGUGGUCAGCCCGAGACCGUCAAGGUCUUCGACUAUCCUGGCGGUGGUGUUGCCCAGACCCAGUACAACACCGAUGAGUCCAUCCGCGGCUUCGCCCACUCCAGCUUCCAGGUCGCCCUCCUCAAGGGUCUGCCCCUCUACAUGAGCACCAAGAACACCAUCCUCAAGAAGUACGAUGGCCGCUUCAAGGAUAUCUUCCAGGAGAUCUUCGAGAAGGACUACAAGAAGGAGUUUGACGCCAAGGGUAUCUGGUACGAGCACCGUCUCAUCGACGACAUGGUCGCCCAGAUGAUCAAGUCUGAGGGUGGCUUCGUGAUGGCCCUUAAGAACUACGACGGUGACGUCCAGUCCGACAUUGUCGCUCAGGGCUUCGGCUCUCUCGGUCUGAUGACCUCCACCCUCAUCACCCCCACCGGUGAGGCGUUCGAGUCCGAGGCCGCCCACGGUACCGUCACUCGUCACUACCGUGAGCACCAGAAGGGCAAUGAGACCUCGACUAACCCCAUUGCCUCGAUCUUCGCCUGGACCCGCGGUCUUGUGCAGCGUGGCAAGCUCGACAACAACCCGGAGCUCGUUACCUUCGCCGAGGAGCUCGAGCGUGCCUGUGUCGACGUUGUCAACGACGAGGGUAUCAUGACCAAGGACUUGGCCCUCUCCUGCGGCCGGAAGAACCGUGAGGCGUGGGUUACCACCAAGGAGUACAUGGCUGCUGUCGAGCGCCGUCUCCAGUCCAACCUCAAGUCCCGUCUGUAA